Molecule: messenger RNA, 2672 nt
Organism: Medicago truncatula (barrel medic)
Lineage: Eukaryota; Viridiplantae; Streptophyta; Magnoliopsida; Fabales; Fabaceae
Product: protein MICRORCHIDIA 6
Exons: 19
Coding region: 450-2381 (643 amino acids)
Cellular component (GO): nucleus
Molecular function (GO): ATP hydrolysis activity
Source: RefSeq, a predicted model, not a curated record
UCCUCUGCAUUUUCUUCCAAACCCUAACUCUCUAACUCGCUUCAAUUCGUUUCACAUUCACUCUCUGAUCACGCCCUGCAUGUUUCCUUUUCACUCUCGCCGUUCUUUAUUUUUUAUUUUUUUAUUUUUUCAAUUAUAUAAAUUUGGAAAUUCAUUCAUUGUUUUUCUUUUAUGUUUUCAACUUUAUAUGUUAAAUUACCAAUGUAGUUUGACUAACUUAACUAACUUGCAUGUUCAUAUUUCAUAUCUUACUGUUCAAUUCUUUGAAGUAAUCACACUGAUACCAAACACGACACUGACACCACAUCUGAUCAAAUUUUGAAAAAGUAAAUUAAUUGAAUGCGUGGGUACUACAAGGAUUGAAUUGAAUUUACUUGCUUUCUUUGGUUAUUUAUGUUAAUCCGUUUUUUUUUCUUUUUUUUCUAUGAUUUAUUUUGUUAGGGAUAAUUAUGGGGAGUGUAGAGGUUAUUGACUUAUCUAGUGACGACGAAAGUGAAAAGGUUCGAGGUAUUGUACCUGUUAAAUUGGAGCCAGGUGCUGUGAAACAAGAACACAGGCGGCAAGCCAAGUGUGGGAAAUCCCAAAGUCGUGCGACGGGGAAAGAUGUCGAGGAAAAUUUUAGUGGCAGUGUUCCAAGUACAGGUCAUAGUAAUUCCAGUGUGUUGGAGCAGGGGCCGUCGCCAAUCGAUGAUACUGGUAUCUCCUAUGCAUCUCCCCUUUGUGCUGCUCCGCUUUCGAGGCAGUUUUGGAAAGCUGGAAGCUAUGACGAAGGACAUGCUUCUCAAAUUGGAGUCAAAGAUGGGAAAAACUAUCUACAUGUACACCCCAUGUUCCUUCACUCAAAUGCAACUUCCCACAAGUGGGCAUUUGGUGCCAUAGCAGAGCUUCUUGAUAAUGCUGUUGAUGAGAUCCAAAAUGGGGCUACCUUUGUCAGUGUAGAUAAAACUUCAAAUCCAAGAGAUGGAAGUCCGGCAUUGUUGAUUCAAGAUGAUGGUGGUGGCAUGGAUCCGGAAGCAAUGCGACGCUGCAUGAGUUUUGGAUUUUCAGAUAAAAAUUCAAAGCUUUCUAUUGGACAGUAUGGAAAUGGCUUCAAGACCAGUAGUAUGAGGCUUGGUGCAGAUGCUAUAGUCUUCAGUCGCCAUCUGAAUAACGGGAUUUUGACUCAAAGCAUUGGACUUCUGUCAUAUACAUUUUUGACGCAAACACAACUUGACAGAAUAGUAGUACCAAUGGUGAAUUACGAGUUUAAUACAUCAACUGGAUCAUUGGAUAUGUUAAAUGGAAAAGAACAUUUUAAGGCGAAUUUAUCAUUGCUGUUGCGCUGGUCACCAUAUUCAUCAGAAGCAGAUCUUCUGAAACAAUUUGAUAACAUGGGAUCUCACGGCACUAAAGUUAUCGUCUACAAUUUGUGGCUCAAUGAUGAAGGGAUUACAGAGUUAAAUUUUGAUACAGAUCCCAAGGAUAUUCGUAUUGCUUGGGAUAUCAAGAAGAUUGGUACAAAACCUGCAUGGAAGCGAAUCCAGGAGGAACAUAUUGCUAAUCGAUUUCGCUACUCAUUACGUGUGUACCUUUCCAUAUUGUACUUGCGGUUACCACAAACUUUCCAAAUUAUAUUGAGAGGGCAAGCUGUGAAGCCACAUAGCAUUGCCGACGAUCUUAAACUUGUUGAAUUUGUCAAGUAUACACCACAAUGUGGUGGUGGAGCUGUAGAGGAACUUUUUGUUACAAUUGGAUUUCUUAAGGAAGCCCCUCAUGUCAACAUCCAUGGUUUCAAUGUAUAUCACAAACAUCGGCUGAUACUGCCAUUUUGGCACGUUGUAAGAUAUCAAGACAGUAGAGGCAGAGGAGUCGUUGGUAUCAUGCAAGCGGAUUUUGUUGAGCCAACUCAUGAUAAACAAGAUUUCGAGAAAACUUCACUGUUUCAAAAGCUAGAAGCCCGAUUGAAGUCGAUGACAUCGGAAUACUGGGAUACUCAUUGUAGACUUAUUGGGUAUCGUCCGGCAGCUAAGCCUCAAACUCCAGUUGCCCAAUCACAUCCACCAUUGCAGAAAUCACUUGAAUAUCAUAAUAAGAGGAAGACAGAUGAAUUGAUAGACCUUCAGAAUAGAAAAAAGCAUGCAAGUGAAGAAUGUGUAACUGGUACUGGUUUCAGUCAGAAGAAACAGAUCACCACAACUCCUGCAGACCAGGUCGUUAACCCAGAGACUAUAACAUUGAUGCAAGAAAAUAAUAAACUACAUGCGAAUUGUUUGGAAUUUGAAAAGAGAGAGGAAGAACUUAAUUUAAAGGUGACACAGCUUAGAAGUAAAAUAGAGGAAGCCCGGCAUGAAUAUGAUCGUCUUUUAGCUGAACUGCAUUCACUAGACGUGAAAGAGGAGUAGUAGUGUAGAUGUAUCUCUUUCUCAUCAAUUUUUUCAUUUGUAGAAGUAAUGUUGUAUCUAUAGCUCAAUCUUUUGUAGUCCGGGGCUAACCAGUUUUAUGGGCACGUUAAAGGAUCACAGGGUCUGAGAUCCUGCCCUCUUUGUAUACCCGGUAGUGUUUUUGCCCCAAGUUUUUUAGGCAUCUUGUGCAAGUAAAUGUUAGCAUAGCUCAGACUAACCACCUUCUGUACAUGUAAAACUAUGGAAUAUCAAGGCCUAUGAGCAAUUAAGUUUUGUUUUGGUCUCUUUGGC